GUGGAAUGUUGUUUUUAAAUGUAUAGUUUUCUAUUCUUUCUGAAUAUUCAUGUUUUUGAGCCACUACAAUGGGUUUUGCAACGCUAUAGGGAAUUUGGCUGAUCAUGGAAUGGCUACACAAGGCUGCCUUGUUGCAAAGUUGACAGUGUAGAUCGAAAUUAUUUUCGCCCAAAAUUUUUAGUUUUUUUUGUCAUUACUUGCACUACAUCAUUGCAGUGGUUCUUAUCGUGAAAAGGCGUUGCAACGGGUAUUGCAUAGAAAUCCAAGAGAUAGUUGAAUUACAAGGGAAUGAGUGUCACUGGUAAGUGGAGGAGCUUAGAACUCUUCGUCUAUGGCAGAUCCAGCUAACAUUGUCGCUGCUGCCAGCACUAGCCGCCGCAAGCGUGUGCUGCCAACGCAGCCACGUGCUGAGGCCAAGCGUCUUAGGACCUCCUCACAAGAAGACAUCAGCCCUGAUAAGAAGAAUUCACACACAUCACAGAAAUCAAAACCCACGAAACCCGGACAAUCCACUUCAAAGAAGCACGACAAACAACAGCACGACUACAGCACAUCCACAUCAAAAUCUCUGGCCGAUUUACCGUCAACGUCUGCUACAAACGUCUUCAAGGAUAGAUCUUUGCAUUGGAAACCGAGCAAGAAGCAAUCCAAACACCAGCACGUUUAUCAGCCUGUUGGCAUCGAGUUUGAACACAACACGAGGAGCAGUCGCCACGGCCAAGAGUUGAAGGAGAAACACAACUUGAGGAACCACAGCACUAGUCCCUCUACCUCUCUCACCAACAUAUCAGAGACCAGUACUCAUAAAAGACACAAGAAACACAGAAGAGGAUCUUCUUCGCCUGCUGCGAGACACAACAGUGAGGAGAAAAUUGAUAAAGAAAAGGGAACAAGCAAAUCAAAGAACAAUACAUUCACUUUGGCUACUAACGAGUCAAAAGCAAAGCACAUUAAGCUGCACAAGAAGAGCAAAGCUAACUCCAGUUCUGAUUUGAGAUUUAGUUUUUCAUUGAACAGAGAUAGAUUUGAAGCUAGCACUUCAGCUGACAAUUUGACUUAUCCACAGCCCCAUAAGUAUCCACUGCGCAGCCAGGGCAGAUUAUCAACGGCUAGAGAAAUUAGCGGCAGUACUUCAACCAGUGGUGGCGCUAGUUGCGACUCUAUCGAUAAGUCCUCAUUAAGUAGUACUUUACACGGUACUACUGCUGCUCCUUUCGCAGGUGGAAGCAGUAGCGGAUCAAGCACCAGACGCGGUUACCAGGAUCGCUGGUUGGGCGUCAAACGGACGGCCGAGAGUAGUAGCAGUACAGCGCUGGGGGCGAGCGGCAGCCAAUCUUCGUCCGCGUUUAAGGACGCCCAUCCACCACCGCAGGCAGGUCCAGUUGCACCACCUCCCUCUGCUGGCGGUACCUAUCACCAACAGCACCACCACCAAUCGGCUGCGACGGUGGAGCCGUCCAGGCUGACGCGCAGCGGGCCGGUGCUAAGACGCAGCACAAGAAAUAGCAAAGGGCACAGUUCAACAACGGGUUCGUGCGCGAGCUCAAGUGGAGGCGGCGGAGGCGGAGGGGGCGGUCAGGCUAGCGGCGGCAGACGCUCAGCGAGUGGCGGCGGCUCCGCUGCGGCUGGGGCGGGAGCCGGUAGACACCAGUACCACCACCAGCAGACGAAAGGGGCGGCGGCCGCUGCGCUGAGUGGAGGCGGCACGGUGCCCGCUGCGCACUCGCCCGCUCAGCUGCAAGGAGCGGGGGCGGCCGCCGCUAUGGCAGCCGAUCACACUGAGAUGCCCAACAGCGGCUUAACUGGAUCCGAGGACCCGGCGAACCCUGCCGAAGCCGCCGCCCAAGCGAUGCCGGCCGGGGGUGGCGGUGCAGCCGGGGGCGGUCCUUCAGGUCCCGGGGGCGGCGCCGAUUCUGAGAGCGACGACAGCGAAGUUGGUCGGCUGCAGGCACUGCUGGAAGCGCGCGGACUACCGCCGCAUUUAUUUGGAGCUUUGGGACCCAGGAUGCAGCACCUGUUGCAUAGAAGUAUGGGCACCAAUAGCUCUGUUUCAAGAGCACAAGCUCUGCUACCCGGUCUGCAAGCCACUGGGGAUGAAGGUCAACAGCUACAAGCAGUGAUUGAGAUGUGCCAGAUUCUUGUAAUGGGCAAUGAAGAAAUAUUAACCGGGUUUCCUGUAAAGCAAGUGGUUCCGGCACUCAUUACUUUGCUGCAGAUGGAACACAACUUCGAUAUUAUGAACCAUGCUUGUCGUGCUCUAACCUACAUGAUGGAAGCUUUGCCGAGAUCUUCGGCCGUUGUAGUUGAUGCUGUACCUGUAUUUUUGGAGAAGUUGCAAGUGAUUCAGUGCAUGGAUGUGGCCGAGCAAUCUCUUACGGCUCUGGAUAUGCUAUCCAGACGACACUCGAAAGCUAUACUUCAAGCGCGUGGCGUUUCAGCCUGCCUGAUGUACCUCGACUUCUUCUCGAUCAACGCCCAGCGAAACGCCCUCUCCAUAACAGCCAACUGCUGCUUGAAUCUCUCCUCCGAUGAGUUCCAAUACGUGCAGGAAUCACUCCCAUUGCUCGCCUCCCGUCUCACCCAGCAGGACAAGAAGUGCGUAGAAAGCGUCUGCUUGGCGUUCUCGCGUCUGGUGGACAGCUUUCAGUUGGAGCCGACGAGGUUGCAGGAGAUUGCCAGCACUGAACUAUUGACCAACAUGCAGCAGUUGCUGGUCGUCACGCCGCCUGUGAUUAGCACCGGGACGUUUAUUACGGUGUUGAGGAUGCUGUCGGUGAUGUGCACCAACUGCCCCGAUUUGGCGUUGACGUUGUUGAAGCAGAAUAUCGCCGAGACGUUGCUGUAUCUGUUGACCGGAUCCGCGGAGGUUAAUCAGGACGAUAUCGAGCUGAUUCCAAGGCAACCUCAAGAACAGUUCGAGAUCACGUCGCUCAUCGGUGAGCUGAUGCCAAAACUGCCCACCGACGGAAUCUUCAUCGUGGACAGCCUCUUGGAGCGACCGUCCAGCGUGGCUAAGGACCAACCCGUGUGGCAGUGGCGCGACGAUAGAGGCUUGUGGCAUCCUUACGGAGCCGUGGACAGCCGGAUUAUAGAGGCAGCUCAUUUGACUGGAGACGAUGAAGUUAGCCUAAACACAUUGGGGCGGAUAUAUACUAUUGAUUUUCAUUCCAUGCAGCAGAUUAACGAGGAUACAGGUACCUCGAGACCUGUACAGAGAAGAUUCACUCCAACCAGUGUCCAGUCCAGUCCAGCCGAGCAGUCUUCGCAAACUGGCAGUGGACGCCCUUUGUCCGCCUCCAGGGACGCUAGAGUGGCAUGUCUGCGCGAAGAGCGUGGCUUAGCAGCUGCUUUCAUCCGCUCUUUGUUCUCCGUGCUAUACGAGGUGUACUCCUCGAGUGCUGGGCCAGCUGUCCGAUGGAAGUGUCUUCGAGCCCUACUCAGGAUGGUGUACUACGCGUCGCCGGAGCUGCUCAGGGACGUGCUGAAGAAUCAGGUGGUCAGCAGUCAUAUUGCUGGCAUGAUGGCAUCGAGUGACUUAAGGAUAGUCGUGGGAGCUCUACAAAUGGCCGAAAUUUUGAUAACAAAGCUGCCAGAAGAAUUCGGGGUUCACUUCCGACGCGAAGGCGUUCUACACCAGAUCAAUAGAUUGGCAGACCCUGAAGUGCCCCUAGGUGUGAGCCCGCCUAAGUCGAGUUGUAGUUCGACGUCAUUUUCGGCCGCAUUGAGCGAAUCGCAACCCAGUACUUCUCAGCCGUCUAGUAGCACAACGGUGCCAACGGCCAAUGGAUCUGCAAACUUGGUGAGUACCCCAGUAUCCUCGACCGUAUACACGCCGUCAGAGAAUCAGAGACUGCAUGAUUCGGAUUCGAACUCUCCAAGCCCGUCUCAUGUCAGACUCAGCGACGUAUUGAAGAGAAAAAGGGCUGCAAAACGUGCUGGAACUGCUAGUAGAUCGAAAACUAGACAUGAGGACCUUCCUCUGUCACCCAGCUUGGUACAGGAUUUGUUCACGAAAGCUGCUUCCAUAGGCAAUUCUACGCCGAGCAACUCUUCUAGGCCUAGAUAUUCUGGAUCUGGUUCGAAAGGAGGUUUUCUGCAAAGCUUAAAUCCUGCUAGGUGGGGUAGAAGCGUAAAUUCAACUCACGACCGAAACUACAGUAAAGAUGCACUGAACAAUCUCUCAAAAUCGGCUUCGAACUCGCAUAUAACUGCUGGAAAUCGAGAGAAGACUAGGACAUGGAUUAGAGAGCAAGCCUCGAAGUUUAUCGAUUCAUAUUCGAGUACAGAAGACGAACCCCACCCAGCUACAAACGUCAUAACGCGUUUGAAGCUAGCCAUAGAAAAGUUACCGACUGCAAAGUGCUCCGAAGCAUUGUUGGAGCUACGUGAUAUACUAAUGGAAUCCGAUAUAUCGCCGUUUGAGGUCAACUACUCAGGGUUGAUAAAGGCACUGCUUUCUUUCUUGGCUGAAAAUACCGGAUCUUAUGACCGGGAACAAAAAUUAAGGAUACUGCUUAAUGUGUUCGCAAACUGCCCGCUAGAUUCGACAGUGUCUGAAAUUUCAGAUAUAAAUUCUACUUGGAUGAGCGCUCUAGUGGCUAAGUUGAACGGUUGUGUUUCUCAGUUGGAGCAGUUCCCUGUCAAAGUACAUGAUUUGCCAGCUGGGUCUAGUGGAAGAGGUGGUACUAGCGCUUUGAAAUUCUUCAACACACACCAAUUGAAGCUUCUGAACAACCAUAAUUUCAUAUGGAUGGAAAUGGAGGUCCAAGUGUAAGAUUCUGCGAACUGAAUGGUCUGACAUUCUCAGAGCGCGAGCGUGACGUACCGCUGAACGGCGUGGGCUGGUUUCCACCGCUUGUUUGCACUCUUUCAAUGUUUUCCGGGGUUCGCACCGUUAGAUCUCUUCCCCGUGCAGUCCCAGGUCUCAACGAUCCGGUUGUUUGAAAUUUAUUCACCCACUUCAAAAUGGUAUCGCGUCUUGGAACGCGACCAUGCCGACCAAUGUCAAAAUGGUUUCGAAAUCGUCGCAGUGUGAGGACAACAGAACGACCAGUUUCAAUAAAAGUGUUGUAAAUAAACACGCGAUGUGCCACAGACCACGGCUACCUAGCUACUAAAAUGGCAUCGCGGAACGAGUAGAUAUCAACCAUCGUGAAAACAUUCCCUUGACAUUGCUGCACGUAACAGUCGUUUCAAAAACACCAUACUUCAUUGCCGGACCCUGUAUUUGCCACGACGUGUGAAUAUCGUCUGUCAUUCUUGUCUAAUUGUGUAGCCUUUCUGGUGAGAUAUUAUACUGAAAAAGUGUCUAGACGUAGCAGAGUAUUGCCAAGAUAUAGCCGAUCUAUAACUGAUAUUGCCAAGAUAUAUUGCCAUAAUUAUAGCCAAAUAUUGCUACAAAAAUACUGCUAGAUUAGAUUCUCCAUGAUUUUCGCACAGGCAUGGCUUUCAUUUGAGUUGGGGUAUCCAUCAGUGAUAUCACCAAAUAUGUGUGACCUGCAGUCUUGAAAACAAAACAAAAUAUGUUAUUUAGAAACCAGCCCAAAUUUCCAAUUUCUUUCAGUGCAACUUGCAAAGACAUCCAGACUGCACAAAUUUGAAGAUGUGGAAAGGAGGUACUGUAAAGAUCGAUCCUUUAGCACUGGUGCAAGCCAUUGAACGGUACUUGGUUGUAAGAGGUUACGGUCGUCUCAAAGAUAAGGAUAGCGCCGAUAGCGACGACGGAGACUCCGAUGAUGACAUCGACGAUACUCUAAUUAUGAUCUCGUCCACGGGCAUGCGACACAAGUUACAGUUCCUAAUAGGCAACAACGUCCUGCCCUACAAUAUGACUGUUUACCAGGCUGUGAGGCAAUUUAGCAACAACGGAAAUGACCAGAGCGAGACGGAUACUGAUAAUGAAACUCCGUUAGGCAAUGCUGGAAUUUGGGUCCAAACUCACGUAAUAUACUAUAGACCAUUAAAGGAGGAGUCAUCUUCAUCUACUAAAGGUAGUGGAAGCGGUAGUUCUGGCCAUUCGAGUAGAAAAGGCAAAGGCUCGUCUGGAAAGAGCACAUCUAGGCGUAAAGGAGAUGAGCUAUGGAAUGAGGGUAUAGCCCCAGCGAUCCAGUCGCCCUUAGCUCCGUAUCUAAUCACACAACUUCCUGAGACAGUGACCAUCCAAGAUGCGUCACUGGAAGUACUCUGUCUGUUACGAAUCUUGAACGCCUUGAAUAUAUACUGGACGCACUUGUAUCCAGCCGUCGAGCACAGGCACAUCAUACCUCCUGUAGAAUUUUUGAACAGCAAGAUAGCUGCCAAGGCUAGUCGUCAGCUGCAAGAUCCCUUGGUGAUAAUGACGGGCAACUUGCCAAAUUGGUUGCAACAAAUCGCCUCUGUGUGCCCGUUCCUGUUUCCAUUCGAGACGAGGCAGCUGCUGUUCUACGCGACUUCGUUCGACAGGGAUCGCGCCUUGCAGCGUUUGCUCGACAUGUCACCAGAGCUCAGUUCGACCGACUCGCAGGAGAGGGUCACUCCAAGGCUGGAUAGAAGGAAGAGAACUAUUUCCAGAGAAGAUAUACUCAAGCAAGCGGAACAGGUGAUGCAAGAUUUGGCGACGUCCAAAGCUUUACUUGAAGUGCAAUACGAGAACGAGGUGGGCACUGGAUUGGGACCCACCUUGGAAUUUUACGCUUUAGUCUCCAGGGAGCUUCAAAAGACUAGCCUGGAGUUAUGGAACGCAAGCCAAAGUGAAGGGGAGUAUGUACAUAAUCCGAUGGGACUGUUUCCCAUUCCAUUAGCGAGAAGUGCGAAAGUUAACCAGAUUACAAGAAUCAAGAGCAAGUUUAGGUUCUUGGGCAAGUUCAUGGCCAAGGCUGUUAUGGAUUCCAGAAUGUUGGAUCUUCCAUUUUCAACUACAUUCUACCGCUGGUUGCUGGGCCAGGAACAGUGCCUCUCUUUGGCAGACCUGCAGUAUGUAAACCCGGAAAUUUAUCGGACAUUGCGAAAAAUGCAGACAUUGGUGAGAGAGCGCGACGUCAUCUUGAACAAUCCCGAUCUUACACAGGAGGAGAAGAACGAGCAAAUCCAAAGUUUGGAGUUUGACGGUUGUUCUGUAGAAGAUCUCGGCUUGGACUUCAUUAUACCCGGCCACAGCGUGGACCUGAUGAAGAAUGGUCGAAAUACUCACGUGACCAUUAAUAAUCUGCAUCUGUAUCUUAGGCUGAUGUCUCAUUGGAUAUUGAACGAGGGUGUGGCGAGACAGAUGGAGUCUCUCAGAGAAGGGUUCGAGUCGGUAUUCCCCUUGCAGAACCUACGCGUGUUCCAACCUGAGGAGCUAGAACUGGUGUUCUGUGGCAGCCCCAAGGAACAUCAACACGGUUGGGACAUCAAAACUCUGCAGGAGUGCUGUCGUCCUGAUCACGGCUACACGGCUGAUUCUAGGGCAGUGAAGUUCUUGUUUGACGUACUCAGCUCGUAUGACGUGCAAGAGAGGCGGAUGUUCGUGCAAUUCUUAACCGGCAGUCCCAGGUUGCCAGUAGGAGGUUUCAAAUCUCUGUCACCGCCACUGACGGUGGUCCGUAAGACGCUGGAACCGAACAUGAAUCCGGACGAUUUUCUUCCAUCUGUGAUGACGUGCGUCAACUACCUCAAAUUGCCAGACUAUUCCAGCAUAGAAGUGAUGCGGGAGAAGCUGCGUCUGGCCGCUUCUGAGGGACAACACUCCUUCUACCUGUCAUAAGCAGCUCCCAGAGGACAGGGUGUUCAAUGCAGCACAUCGUGUGGGUUGUUCUUUUUUCAUGUGCUACGGCUAGAUUGAUGUGAGAUGUGCUAAUGAAAAUCGGUGAUGUUGCCCUUCUAGGAUUUGAACACAGAAGAUGAGCACGAUUCUUACAUUCAAAAGCUGUGAUACUGUGGAGGACCGCUGGGGGAUACGAGAAUAUUAAAUAUCACAUUUUUACAUAGCAUGUUCGAUUACAUUAGCGUUACUUUGGAAACGAUCUGAAUUUAUAAUUCUGGAGGCGUGAUUUUCGGAAUUUUCGCAUUUUGCUAAUAUAGAAAAAAACACGUCACAGUAUAGACCAAGUAGGCCAAGAUUAAGUAUCAUUACCUUCCUCAAGAAAAAGAAUGGUUUAAAUUCAUUUUGUAUCAAAGUUUGUUAAUACACACAUUGGACUAGGGCUAGUUCUUAGCAAUUUGCCGCAAAUACGUUUAAUUUCAUUCCAAAAUUAGUUUUUUGCAUAAUUCGGACACAUCAGCCAAAAAAUGUUAAGUUGGCCGCAAUUCACCGAGACGUUGUUGGGUCAAGUAUACUUACAGGAGUCUUGAAAGAACGUGGUAGCGUGGACAAGUAAAUAUUACUAUUGUCAACACGAUUUUUUUCAUUGAAAUGCCAGCGAGAAUUAAGCCAAAAAAAUAACCUCGAAUUGGAGUAUGGGUUUAUCAGAGUAAACACAGCAUAAGGUCAUAUGGGUGGAGAAGGACCCAGACUUUGAAUCAGAAAAUUUAUAUCUACAUUUUUAUGAAACGACUAAUCUUCAAGAAAAAACGAUUAAGAAACAACAGCCACUAUCAAAAAUGUUUCAACAUUGAAUUAAAUUACAUAAAUGUAAAUUUAAAAAUUUAUAUCAUCUGAUAGAUGAUAGUAUAAAAACUCUUUCGCGAAAAUUGCAUAUAAUAGUAAUCAUUCCUCAUCCGCAUCAUUCACCAUAGAAUUUUAGAUAUUUGUAAUUUACAAUUUACUAUCUUGAAAAAUGGAGGCCAUUAGGUCAUAAUCCAUGCCAUAGACAAUCACGAUAUUUUAGAAAAUUGGUUCAAUAAUUUUGUUAUCCAGAUCGAUUUCCCAAGCUUGAUACGUUUAAUGUAGCUGAACUCGCUAAUACAUAAAAUAUUCAUUCUACAGAAUAAAAUUUAAUUUCUUCUGAUUUGAGCUUUGUAAUUGACUGCUUAUCAUUUACAUGAUUUCUACAGGUUUUUAUUUGUUUUUGGAUUUUACGAAUAUAUUUUUUCAAAUAUUUGUGGUGUUAAAGGGUUACGUAGAAAAUAAUCAAUAUAAAAUGCAUAAUAAAGUACAGUUAUUAAAAAUUGUCAGUAAUCAAUUUAUGGGUUUAUAAUCAGUACUACCUACAUUUCCUGGGAUUCUUUCUACAGGAUGAACACAAGAAGAAACACUGUAUUAGUUAUGAUAUCACCCCCUGAAAUGGUAACUUAAGGUGUAAUUAUUAAAGAACAUGUUACACAUUAAUUUAUAUUUAUCAAUGCAGUGUUUUGUUGAAGUGGUGGGAUUUUUAGGAGGCUAUCCGACUGAUAUGUGCAAUGGACACAAGUGUAUAAUAGUGUUAAGACAUCGCAACGAACAAUUUUAUUUAAAAAUGCUAACUUUCGCAUCUAUUGCCAAAUGUAUAGUUUUACCGUGUCUGCGAUUAUGGCACAAUUAUAUUUAAUUAACAAAAUGUAGUUUUAAUUUGAAAAAUAAUGUUUCAAUAAAUUUGUACACAUUA
Messenger RNA from Acanthoscelides obtectus, 9479 nucleotides. Lineage: Eukaryota; Metazoa; Arthropoda; Insecta; Coleoptera; Chrysomelidae. The record is from the annotation of a GenBank genome assembly.